CAGUUCAAAACUAACUAUGAAAAGAGAAUGUUUAAAGUAGAUAUUCCAUCCAAUGACACAUCCACAGUGGCUUCCAUAAUAAACAAUGUGUCAGAAGCAAUGGAAACCCUCACCCGAAUGAAAGAGGAAAUAGUUCCUGUUCCAGGGUCUGUAAAUGGAGUGAAUGCCCUUGGCUUGGUGGUUUUCUCAAUAAGCUUUGGCCUGGUGAUUGGAAGCAUGAAGGAGCAAGGUCAGGCAUUAAAAGACUUCUUUGAUAGUCUUAAUGAGGCUAUCAUGAGAUUGGUAGCUCUAAUCAUGUGGUAUGCUCCACUUGGAAUCCUCUUCUUGAUUGCUGGAAAAAUUGUUGAGAUGGAAGAUAUGGGCGUGAUUGGUGGUCAGCUUGCCAUGUAUACUGUGACAGUUAUCAUCGGUUUGCUAAUUCAUGCUGUCAUUGUCCUACCUCUUCUCUACUUCCUGAUCACUCGUAAGAACCCUUGGGUAUUUAUUGGAGGCUUAAUCCAGGCAUUAGUCACAGCUUUGGGAACAUCUUCCAGUUCUGCAACACUACCUGUUACGUUUAAGUGUCUAGAAGAAAUAAAUGGAGUGGACAAACGAGUUACAAGAUUUGUACUCCCAGUUGGUGCUACAAUUAAUAUGGACGGAACUGCUUUAUAUGAGGCUUUGGCUGCAAUUUUCAUUGCACAGGUUAACAACUUUGAUCUGAACUUUGGGCAGAUUAUCACAAUCAGCAUCACAGCUACAGCUGCCAGUAUUGGGGCUGCAAGCAUUCCAACCAUGGUCAUUGUGCUUACUUCAGUAGGUUUGCCUACGGAUGAUAUCACUCUUAUCAUUGCAGUGGACUGGUUCUUGGAUCGUCUCCGUACUACUACCAAUGUCCUGGGAGACUCCAGCAGAGCAGGAAUUGUUGAACAUUUAUCACGGCACGAGCUGAAGAACAGGGAUGCUGAAAUGGGUAAUUCUGUGAUAGAGGAAAAUGAAAUGAAGAAACCAUACCAAUUGAUCUCACAAGAAAAUGAGAGUGAGAAACCAUUAGAUAGUGAAACCAAGAUGUAG
Messenger RNA from Nipponia nippon (crested ibis), 1053 nucleotides. Lineage: Eukaryota; Metazoa; Chordata; Aves; Pelecaniformes; Threskiornithidae. The record is from RefSeq and is a predicted model, not a curated record.